GCUGCAUCGACGUUUUCAAAUCAUAGGGGGUAUUUGGACUUAAAAAAAAAUGAAAACGCGAAUAUACCAGCCGAAAGUAAAGCUGCGGCGGCUGGGGUGAAUGGCUCCCUCCUCUCCCCGCCGCGACCUCGACGGCGAGGGGACCGGCGGCGGGAGCUCGGCGGCGAGGGAGAAGGAGCGGCCGAGGUCCUUCGACGAGAAGACCCGGUCGGCGUGCUGGCGGAAGGCGGCGGUGGUGAUGGGCCGGCACCCGGAGCGGUGGCGGCAGGACGCCGCCGGCAACGUCGUGUGCCGCCGCUUCUGGAGCUGCCACGGCUGCCUCUGCUACGAGUACGACCACAUCGUCCCCUUCUCCAAAGGAGGGGAGUCUACUGUUGACAAUUGCCAGAUUCUUCAGACAAGGGUGAAUCGGUCAAAAUCUGAUAAAGCAUGGAUAGAGCAGGCAGAAAUGCAGGGAUUUUCUUGUGAUAUCAAGUUCACUGAUAAAGAACUUGAUGUGAUUGAAAUGGCUGUCUAUGGGGAUGUCAUCCGUCCUGGAAAGCAAUGUCGCUGCAGGACAGUAGCUGAGAUGCUUGGGAAGGUGAAGUCAAAGAAUCAGAUGGCUGCUUGCGAGUUGCCACAUAAUGAUGCCUCCUAGCAUAAGUCAUAUCGUUCUGCACAACUACACCAGAUUCAUUAUGGUCCGCACGGGCAGCAAGCCUGAGAUCACUACCCUGAUUUCAUGCUCUAUUGUGAUAAUGAACAUAUUUGACUUUAGGAUCUCUUACAUUGGUUGUAACACCGUUACACCAACAUGGUGUGCUAGGUUAGAUCAGUUCCGUGUUGAUUUGUGCAAUUGGACUGGCUAGUUCGGUUCCUUUCACCCUGGGUAGUUUCAACUUACAUGGUACUAUCUAUGGUUCAUUAGCUGGGUUGGUUUAUCUAUAGUUGGGUCUCUAGAGAAUUUUAGGACCUAAUAGAAAGAGAGAUCGAUUUUGUAAUUGGUAGCCACUUGCCAGUUUGUGAAACAAAACUGAAGUGGUAUGUGAGCAGUAGGAACUGAACAAGAAAUGCAUUGCCGAAAUGUCGCAGUAACUGUAGCCUGCACGCUGCAGUUAAUUGCUCUGUGACAUUUGCCAUUCCUAUGUUCCUGGAAAAUCAAAGAGGCACACAAGUUUCAGAA
Oryza sativa Japonica Group (Japanese rice) is the source of this 1162-nucleotide messenger RNA. RefSeq lists its product as uncharacterized. The record is from RefSeq and is a predicted model, not a curated record. Lineage: Eukaryota; Viridiplantae; Streptophyta; Magnoliopsida; Poales; Poaceae.